AAUUGGUCUCUUAUUUUUUAUUCUAUCAAAUCAAAUAAGUUAAAAACCAUUUCAUUUCUUCCCCACUGAUUCUUCCCUUUAUUAAUUUCCCCUCUCUUUCGAAAAAACCAAACGGAGCAUUAAGGUAAAAUCACGUUACUCACAAAGCCCAAAAAUCACAUUUGAUUCGCCCAAACGCGCUUCCAAGCAUAUAGAAUCAGUGACUCAUCGGUGUUCCUUCCUUCGGCUUCUUUUCAUCGGUGUUGAAAGCCGUAUCAUCCAUCACCUAAGUAAGCUAUUCCUUCUCUCCAUUCCUUUCACUUCCAUAAAAAUCCCCCACAUUCAAAACCUCAUCUUUUUCACCCGCCACCUGUUUGUUUUUUUGUUUUUGAGUUUUUCCUCACUCAUUUCAAUGCCUUCAAUUCCUAAACGCCAAAUUAUCUUCAUCGGCAUGUUUAAUAGUUACAUAAACUCUCUCAAAAGUCAUUCCUUUUCAUCACUCGCCCAUCACCAUCACCAUCACCAUCACCAGCAUCAUCAUUAUCAUCAUCACUCUUAUCUAUUCAGAAACAAAGCUUUGCCUCUAAUUGUAUCUGCACUUCAAUCAUCAAUGUUUUCUGUAUUUAAAUACUCUACUCGUUGCCAGUUACAACUAUCAGAUGCUCAUUAUGUUCAACUGAUUCAAUCUUCAUUGCCAGUGAACUCUUUUGUCUCAUUUCAUUUAUCCAAUCGCCAUUAUUGUUCAGAAACCGUUACCAUGAACCAAGAUUCUGUUUGUGGUGUGAGUGAUGAUGUUGUGGAGGUAAAUGGUGUUGUGGAGAGUAAUGGUUUUGAGAGUGAUAUUGAUAAGGUGCAUACCACUGUAAUGGAUAAUUUAAUUGGUUUUCACAAUAUGGAGAAAGCUCUUGAAAAAUUAGGCAUCCCAUUGUCCACACCAUUGGUUACUGGUGUAUUGCAUAGGCUUCGAUACGAUGAAAAGAUUGCAUUUCGGUUUUUUACAUGGGCUGGUCAUCAAGAUAAUUAUUCUCAUGAGCCUUGUGCGUAUAAUGAUAUGAUGGAUAUUUUGUCUAGCACAAAGUAUAAAGUAAAACAGUUUCGGAUUGUUUGUGAUGUCUUGGAUUAUAUGAAGAGGAACAACAAGAGUACGGUUCCGGCAGAAGUUCUGAUGAAUAUUUUGAGGAAAUAUACUGAGAGGUAUUUGACUCAUGUACAGAAGUUUGCGAAGAAGAAGAGGAUAAGAGUGAAGACGCAACCGGAAAUAAAUGCGUUCAACUUUCUGUUGGAUGCUUUGUGCAAGUGUUGCUUGGUUGAGGAAGCUGAAGGGUUCUAUAAGAGAAUGAGAAAAAUGAUCAAUCCUAAUGGGGAUACGUAUAAUAUUUUGGUUUUCGGAUGGUGCAGGGUUAGAAACCCGACUAGAGGGAUGAAAGUGUUGGAAGAAAUGAUUCAGUUGGGUCACAAGCCUGACAAUUUCACGUAUAAUACUGCCCUUGAUACUUACUGCAAAGCUGGGAUGAUAACAGACGCGGUAGAGCUUUUUGAAUUCAUGAGGACAAAAGGUUCAAUCAUAUCUUCUCCCACUGCCAAGAGUUAUUCAAUUCUAAUUGUGGCUCUCGUCCAAAACGAUAGAAUGGAGGAAUGUCUUAAAAUCAUGGGGCAUAUGAUUAGCAGUGGUUGUCUUCCUGAUGUCACGACAUACAAGGAUAUAAUCGAAGGUAUGUGUUUGUGUGGUAAAAUAGACGAAGCUUACAAGUUCUUGGAAGGGAUGGGAAACAAAGGUUACCGGCCUGAUAUUGUUACUUAUAAUUGUUUCCUCAAGGUUCUCUGCGACAAUAAGAAUUCUGAGGAAGCCCUCAAACUAUACGGGAGAAUGGUUGAUUUGAAUUGUGUUCCUAGUGUCCAAACUUACAAUAUGCUGAUUUCGAUGUUUUUUAGGAUGGAUGAUCCUGACGGGGCAUUUGAGACUUGGCAUGAAAUGGAGAAGAGAGGUUGUAGACCAGACACAGAUACAUACUGUGUCACGAUUGAGGGUUUAUUUAACUUCAAUAAAGCAGAAGAUGCUUGUAUUCUUUUGGAAGAAGUGAUAAACAAGGGAAUGAAAAUUCCUUAUAGAAAGUUUGAUUCCUUGUUGAUGCAACUUUCGGCUAUUGGUGAUCUCAAGGCUAUCCAUAAGCUCUCGGAUCAUAUGAGGAAAUUCUAUAAUAAUCCUAUGGCAAGACGCUAUGCUCUAAGCCAGAAGCGUAAGAGCAUGGGUUUGAGAGGGAAAUCGUAGUUAGAAAUUUCUUGGUUGAGUUUGUACUACCUUUCUGCAAAAGCUUGGAGGAGAUUCUGUUAUGAGGGUUUUUCUCAUGUUGACAAGUAUUUUCUGGUGACAUGGCAGGUUUAGUAUUUACCAUUUUAGGUUCUGCCUUCAAGCUUGUCUCUGCAUUGCAUGUUGGGCUAAUCAUGAUGACAACUAGUUGCAUCUUUGGACAUGGUCUAUUGGCCAUGCCCUCUCCUGCCAAUACUUUUGCAUGAAAAACUUGAGUCUUUGGAUCUCAGCUAUUCUUGUUUUUGUUCAGCAAGAGAAAUUUUGGAAGCUGUUAUGACAUUCUGAUUGAGCGGUGAUGAUUGGCUAAUGCAACCUAAAUGCGGAAAGAUACAAUUAUGUAUUAUGUUGUCUUGUGUGGGAGAAGGGGUUGCGAAUUGUGCAUGACGGCAAAAUUUGUUAUCUGUUCAAGAAUCUGUUGGUUACUUCCGCUGAAAGAUAUUCCAAUUUAAUGACAUUUUGUCUAGCAUCUUAAGGGUUAUGAUUUGACCCUAUGAAAUAGCUACCUGUAUCAUAAUUAAUGAAUGGACAGUCACUUCAAUAAUGAUCACAGUUUACUUUUUCCCUUCGUUGGUCACAUUCUA
Molecule: messenger RNA, 2868 nt
Organism: Lathyrus oleraceus (garden pea)
Lineage: Eukaryota; Viridiplantae; Streptophyta; Magnoliopsida; Fabales; Fabaceae
Product: pentatricopeptide repeat-containing protein At1g73400, mitochondrial
Exons: 1
Coding region: 392-2248 (618 amino acids)
Molecular function (GO): protein binding
Source: RefSeq, a predicted model, not a curated record